AUGGCACCAGACGAUGCGCAGUCGGGUGUGCCCACGGCGCCCGUUCGCGUCCACAUCUUCCGGACCGACCUGCGUUUGAGCAAAUGGCCUCCUGGCGUGCCCGGACCCAGGCGGACCCUGAGGAAUAGGAAUAGGAAUAGGAAUAGGAAUAGGAAUAGGAAUAGGAAUAGGAAUAGGAAUAGGAAUAGGAAUAGGAAUAGGACCCCGAAGCAUGCCGUGGCACAAUCUCCCCAUGUAUCCAUCGCCCCACGACCCUGUCAGGAUGCCACACAAGCCAGCCCUCACCGUGCCCUGUUCUUUGUACAUGAAUGUUGCUGGAAGGCGGUCCGGCCGCCCGGUACGGCACUGCCAUUUUCUCGCCUUUAUCAGCUAGGUCAGCAGACGCGGUCCAUCAUGCCACGUCCCUGCGGCGAUGAGGAAUACACCUUGGCCCUCUCCACGCUUUCGUCGCCGCGUGCGGCCGAGCCCACGGGCGAGUGUGCGUCCAGCCUAGAGGUCUUGCUCGCAGAGGUAGCCAAGUUUCCGGGUGACCUCCGAGCACAGGUGGCACGCAAUGUACACGGCGGACUCGUUGCCUCUCUUCUCCGUGCGCUUGAGACGGCGUCGUUAUUGCCAUACUUGCUGCCACAGACAGACCCGACCAUCCAUGACGAACCCCUUCUCGACCUCCAUCCACAAAACGCAGAUGGUCGUGCAGGAGUGCAGGGUCAUCUUGUUGCUCGUUCCAUGCGCGUGUUUGGCCACAAGUACCUCCAACGAGUUGCGUUUCUUGCCAAGGAGGGGCCCCAAUUGCAGACACGGAAGCGAAAGCGGACACACAGCGAGGCAUACACCGACCUAGAUGGCACGAGCGACAAUCGUCCAUGGGAUGUGUGCAUUCCGAUUCGUGACGGAAUCCGCAUCACGAGCCUCAAGAUUUGGAUGGGAACCCUCGGCGUCCAGGCUCUGACCCUGCGGUACGAGGACGGGUCCACGUCGCCGUCGCUGGGCGGUGUCGGUCGCCCUGGCCCAGAUCGCUGUGUGCAGACGCUGCGUUUCGACGACACGGCAACGCAGCUUGUCGCGUGCCGCGACGACAUCAAGGUGCUGUGCAUGCGCUCGGAUGGCGUGGAUGACACCCCCGACCGGCCCCAUCAUGCAUGGCCGACGCGGUCGCUCUGGACCACAGACGGGACAGACGGGCCGCCUGCGUCUGACGACCUCGUGAUUGCUGAUACAGAACGGUAUCCCGGCCGCCUGCUGCACCACCCAGGUCGCCGUCUCUGCGAAUACCUGCCUCUUGAGCUCGGGGAUGGAGAUACUGUGGGCGUGUAUACAAGCGGCCUGACGGCAUACUGCGCUCGCGAAGGCAUCGUCGGGAUGACGGCACAUUUCGGCGGUGACGGGAUCGCGUCAUCGGACGAGCAACGGCACAUUGGCUGUCGCUGUGGCGUGCCGGUGCAUUUUCCACUCGCGCAAGGCGAACGUAUCAUCUUUGUCGCCCUACAGGUGUGCGAAAUGCGUCACCGUCGCGUCGACUACGGGCCGUCACUUGUUUUGGCGACCAACAUGGGACGUCAUUCUCCGUUUGGUCGUAUAUAUAGAUCGUUCACGGGAAUCAGUACCUCGGUCGUGCUGACGGAGAACAGGGGAAACGAAAAGACGAAAGCAGUGCGAGGUCUGUUCAUCGACCGUUUGACGGCCGAUGGCUGUUGCUGGACGAGCAUCGGGGUCCGCAUCGACCGGUGGUCAGGGUGGGAUGCCGAGUCUGCCGAGUCUGCCGAGUCUGUUCCUCCGGCACCCGUUGUGGUCCUGAUUCCAUACCCUCCCUCGCCCCGGCGUGUGGACGAGGUUUUCGAUGAAAGGUCCGCCCUUUUCAGCUCGGCCGAUCUUAUUUCGGCCAGUCAGGCUGGCAUCGGCGUCACGCGGCUCCAGGUCUGCCGGCAGGGAGCAGGACCACAAGCACGGUGUGUCGGUCUGUGCAUACAUUUCGACAACGGCCGCGUCGCGAUUCUAGGUCGCUGGUCGCCGAUGGCCGUGAUCGCACGCAAACGUCACAGCGAUCGGGAUCCCGCAUCGACCAUUUCGACCAUUUCGACCAUUACAGACCUUGGCAACAAUGUCGCGUCGUGCUCGGCCAUCACGUUUCGGUUUGCAGCCGAUGCCCGCUACGUAACCGACAUUGUCCUUGGUAGCAACGCCGUUGGGCCUUUUGACGUCGCAUUUUCGUGUCAGGAAUUGAAUUCUGUCGUCUGGUGGUUUACAGAGACGAGAGACGUAGUUUCCGUCUGGAAGCCGUCGUACCUCUGUGCCACUUUUCCCGGCCUUCAAGGGAACAGCUUUCGCCUGCGGCCCGUGCGCAGUAUCGACUCAGAUCGUCUAGAUGAUGAAUGUAACGUGGACGAGCAAAGAAAUUAG
Molecule: messenger RNA, 2397 nt
Organism: Sporothrix schenckii 1099-18
Lineage: Eukaryota; Fungi; Ascomycota; Sordariomycetes; Ophiostomatales; Ophiostomataceae
Exons: 3
Coding region: 1-2397 (798 amino acids)
Source: RefSeq, a predicted model, not a curated record